Lachancea meyersii CBS 8951 is the source of this 750-nucleotide messenger RNA. The record is from the annotation of a GenBank genome assembly. Lineage: Eukaryota; Fungi; Ascomycota; Saccharomycetes; Saccharomycetales; Saccharomycetaceae.
AUGGAUAGCGAUCUAUCAUCAGUCGAGCUAGACGCCGAAAUUUAUGAAGACAGCCCAGAAAUUUCUGAAGAUGACGACGUAUUGGGUUCAGAACCGGAAGAAGACGAUGAGUAUCAGUACACUCCGGACGUCGAAGAAGACGACGAAACUGUGGGACUGAAGGCCAACAGCAGGGGCAGAAGAGGUGCACUAAAGAUUGGGGAUGGCGAAGACACAAAAGGUCGCAGUUCUGGACGCAAAAGGGUCGUAGAACACGAAUUCGACGAGCCUGAGUCGAGUCCCGCGAAGAAACCUCGCAGAAAUGGUGGGAUCGAUCUACAAAACCUUGACGACGAUGAAGAAGACACAGAAGAAGCUAAUGGUGAUCAAAGUGAACGGACUGGCAGCGUGCCCAGUCAGGAGCUGCGAGUCGACAGCCGGAACAAGAUGAUGAUGGAACUCCUGGACAACUCGUCGCGCAGAAAUUCAAAACUGUCAGAAAAAGAGCUUCAACUGCGUCGCGCGGAAAAUGCACGCAAGCGUAAAAACCUCAGCGAGAAAAAACUCGAGGAGGAAAAACAGGACACCAUCAACAAGCUGCUGCGAAGACGUGCCGGCCGGACCCGGGGCCCUGUCCCAGCAGAUCGCGAGAAAUCGGAAAGUGCCAUGGACGAAAACGCUGAUUUUACAAAGCCAAGGAGGGCCUACAGCUCAAAGGGUAUGGUUAGGGUCCUGCAGAACAAGGACGGGACCGUUUAUGCGACUUUCUGA